Purpureocillium lilacinum is the source of this 1599-nucleotide messenger RNA. The record is from RefSeq and is a predicted model, not a curated record. Lineage: Eukaryota; Fungi; Ascomycota; Sordariomycetes; Hypocreales; Ophiocordycipitaceae.
AUGGCUCUUGGCGGUAUCGUGUCUGGAGCCCCGGCCAGUAUCUUAGGUAGCAAAGGCGACACCACCGCGGGCCUCAUCAACGCGACCCCCUACCGCUGGCGGCGCGGGUACAUCAACGGGUACCAGGUCCAUGACUGGACGGUUUGGCCGGAGUACAUCAACCCUGGAGAGUCGGCCUCCGUCCGCGUCCGUUCUCACGGCGGGUCGAUUGGUGCCGACUCGGCAGCCGAGGUCCGCUACCACCUCGAGGACACGUCUGAACCCAUGGCACUGCAGGUCGAGUACCGCAAGGGGGACAGCCACCACGUCUGGGUGCGGUUCAUGGAAUCGCUCCGCACGCUCAACAACGCCCCCAAGACGGAGCACGACCUCGGGUUCCUCAACUCUCCCGGCGGGGCCACCUUGCCCGAAACCGGUCAUCUUCCGCUCCGCGAACUGGCCAUGCCGCGCUCUCACCACGCCGGCAUGUGGAAGGCCGUAGCUCCCAUCGGAGCCGGCGUGCCCUCCAACACCCUGACCCAAAACGAUGGGCUCUGGGACCAGAUCCGCAACGGCGGCAUCCGCGUGCUUGAUGUUCGCGCCACGAGGUGGCACGAUCACUUCCGCGAGAGCCACGCCUCCAAGGUAGGCAUCCUCGGCUGGCAGGGCAUGUUCGGCGCCGGGGUGGAGGAGAUGAUCGACACCGUCAACGAGUUCAACCGCGAGGUGCCCGGUGAGCUCUUCAUCUGGGAUAUCCACAUGGUGGCGCGCAGCGCGGACCGGCACUGGCAGCCUCUCAACGACUGGGAGACGAACGAGCUGUACCAACUGCUCAAGAAACUCGAGCACCGCGUCGUAAUCCCGGAUAACGAGGACAUCACGUGGUGGCCCCUGGAGCGCCUCAUCGGGAGGGGAAAGCCGGCUGUCAUUGUCCGCAUCAGCAGUUCCUGGCUCCUCGACCAUCCCAAGGUCAAGUUCCCCGGCGGACGCGAGGGCUUCGCAACGGACCGCAACUUCCCGCUGCACGACCACUGGUCCGCCAAAAACAACGUGGGGUCAAUGGUGGACGACGAGAUCGGGGCCAUGGCGAGCAAUCGUUCCCGCCGCGACAUGGCCGUCUUCGAUAUGCAAUGGAUCAUCACCCAGGACGCCGGCCAGAUCUUCAUGCCCGUGAAGUCGAUCAUGGUGUUGAAUGAGCCAGCCUGGAGGACCCUCUACAGGGAGUUUUGGGAUGCACUCACGGACGAGUCGUACCCCAACUGGCUCACCAUGGACGGGAUGCAUGGCAACCAGAUAAAAGCCAUGUGCAUGGCCAUCAAUAAGUGCCUGGCGGCGCGGAGGUGCGGCACCCUAGGGGGGAAGAGAAAAGUCUACUCCCAACUGCGGCAGAUCGACACCUCGCUCGACCGCUGGUGGUGCUGCAAGGUCGUCGCGUCGUUGCUGCACAUCAACGUGGACAACAGGGAGAAGGAAUGGCUCGAGCAGCUCGAGCAGGUGGCUAGCGAGGUCGACGGGGUGCUAAGCGAUGUGGCAGAUGCCAUUGAGAGGUACUGCGGGUCGUACGCCCGGCUCUGGAUAUUGGAAAGGGGCCGAGUACGGCGCCGUGCUCCCGGAGCUUGA